Syzygium oleosum is the source of this 1617-nucleotide messenger RNA. RefSeq names its product exopolygalacturonase-like. The transcript has 5 exons. Gene Ontology annotation, molecular function: polygalacturonase activity. NCBI's taxonomy places the organism in Eukaryota, Viridiplantae, Streptophyta, Magnoliopsida, Myrtales, Myrtaceae. The record is from RefSeq and is a predicted model, not a curated record. Gene Ontology annotation, biological process: carbohydrate metabolic process. The coding region runs from base 170 to 1450 and encodes 426 amino acids.
UAUAUCCUAAUCAGAAGACAAAGAUUGCUUCUUCCCUCUAUCUAUUGCUCCCAGGUACAAAGGGGGCGUUCUUCCUCAAAUUUAAACACAACUCCGACAAAGGAAAAACGAAGAACCCCCCAAACCACAAGAUCUUUCGUUUCUUGUUUAAUUUCUUGAGAGAGCGGCAAUGAUGGCCAUUUCAGGAAGAGCGGCUUUAAUCCUUUGUCUAGCUGUGGUAAUUAGGUCUUGCGAAGCCCGUGGCGGGGUCAACCCAUUGGUGCAUCGAGCUCAUGGAGCUAGCCAUGGCAUUGUCGACCCGAGUGAGAAGAUCUUUGAUGUUGUGCAAUUUGGAGCCAAGCCAGAUGGACGACAUGAAAAUUCAUUGCAAUUCCAGAGGACGUGGACAGCGGUAUGCCAGUGGCCAGGGAAGGCGAGGAUGGUGAUCCCACUGGGAAGAUUCUUAGUGGGCCCGCUCGUUUUCACAGGCCCAUGCAGAAACCGAGAGCCCAUAGUUGUGCAGAUCAAGGGGACGUUGCUGUCCGCAUCACCAGACCAAUUGGACGACUUUCCCAUGGAUGUCGACAAUUGGGUUCAAUUCUAUGACAUCAAUGGGCUUAUUGUGAUUGGAGGAGGCACUCUUGAUGGCCAGGGUGCUGCUUUCUGGUCGCACAGUCUUGGUGGCCAAGGUCCAGGCCUCCCAGUUAAUUUGAUGUUCCAGAAAGUCACGAACGCGAUCGUUCGCAAGCUCUCCUCGGUCAACCCCAAAGGGUUUCAUAUCGGAGUCGUCCAGUGCAACAACAUUAGAUUAUACAACCUUCGCAUUGUCGCGCCCGGAAACAGCCCGAACACCGACGGGAUCCAUAUUAGCAGAUCCAACCUGGUGAAGAUAGCAAGAACCCAGAUCGCCACCGGCGACGAUUGCAUCGGCAUGAUUCAAGGUUCUACCAACAUUAGCAUAAAAAAAGUAACAUGUGGCCCGGGCCAUGGUAUAAGCAUUGGCAGCCUUGGCAAGUACGAGAAUGAGGCAGAUGUUAGAGGGGUCAUUGUGAAGAAUGUCACGAUUUCAAACACAGAAAAUGGAGUCAGAAUCAAGACAAUGCGAGGUCCAAAGGCAAUAGCAACCCAAGCUUCAAGCAUAAUUUUUCAGGACAUUAUUAUGCACAAUGUGAAGAAUCCUAUCAUUAUAGACCAAGAGUACAAUGCUCAUGGCAAGAAACAGGUCAAUCCAUCGAUAGUUAAGAUCAGUGAUGUUCACUUCAUCAACAUCAGGGGGACAGCAACAUCACCAGUUGCGGUUCAGGUGGUAUGCAGCAAAAAAGUGCCCUGUCAAAACAUCCAAUUCUACAACAUUAACUUGGACUACGUGGGAAGACCGGUGAAAGCUUUGCCUCCUAUUUGCACUUCCACAUGUAGUAAUGCAUAUGGACUGUCCUAUGGAGGCAUCCAAAAGCCCCCAGCUUGCCAUUAGGGUUAUAUUUGGAUUAUCUCGAUUUGAACCCCCAUUCGUUUAAUCUGUAUAGAUGGAGAAGGAGGAAGGUGGCAUUUUCUUGUGGGGUAAAGGGAAACUUUGGAUCUUUGGGAGGAUUGGUUGUGUAGAGAUUCGAACUGCUAUGAUUCAUGCAAUGCCUUGAGAGA